Triticum dicoccoides is the source of this 4248-nucleotide messenger RNA. RefSeq names its product importin subunit beta-1-like. The transcript is spliced from 3 exons. Bases 1247 to 3916 code for a protein of 889 amino acids. Gene Ontology annotation, molecular function: small GTPase binding. NCBI's taxonomy places the organism in Eukaryota, Viridiplantae, Streptophyta, Magnoliopsida, Poales, Poaceae. The record is from RefSeq and is a predicted model, not a curated record. Gene Ontology annotation, biological process: protein import into nucleus.
UCCGCUCGCCGCCUCGAACUCUUUAGGGCUUCCCUUGGACAUCCGCUCGCCGCCGCCAGUUCUUGAGCUACUGACACACCGCAAUCGAACUCCCGAGCUAGCGGAGGCGCACGACUGGAAACGGCCGGCGUCCUCCUUUUUCUGGUCUUCUAAGAAGUUUAAGUUUUGACAGUGAUGAUCCCAUAUUACAUUAAGUGACCAGGGACAACAAUCUAGGGAAGGUUGAUUUGUUGUUGCUUUGGGGAGGUGGUUGUGCUCUUUUGGUUCUGGGGAUAGUUAGGUAUAGUUAACCUGUUUUUUCUCUCCUCACGUUGAUGUUCCUCUUAAGGUCCCUCAUUCGUAGUUCUGUGUAGCUUAUAUGCCCCGAUUAUUAGUUCUUGAUUAAUCGUGGUUAGAGGAUUUUUUGGUUUAGCUUAUAUUGCUCCCGUUUGAAUUAUUAGUUUUUUAAUCUUAGUUAAAGGAUGUUCAUGCACUACCCUUUGGAACUAAAACUAGCCCAGUCCAUUUGGUACUUUGUAUAUAUUUUUGCUUUAAGAUAUGUUUUGUAUAAGUUUUAUAGAUAUAGGCAUUUAUCCAUCAAUUUUUGCUAUAAGGCAUAAUGGUCCUCUCUCUGUCUUUGUGUUGUAGUACUAAUUAGACUCAUUUUGUAUUUACACUAUACUUCAUGGUAGUAUUAUAGCCCUUUGUGCUGGAGGCUUUGCUGUAAAUUUGCUCCUAGUUUUUUGUUUUUGUUGUAGACUAUGAUUAUUAGCAAGGGAUACUAUCUAUCUUUAAGCUAUCAAGAAUGAUGCUUUUAGUUAUUUUUUCUAGUUUAUACUAUUAAGAAUUAUCUUGUUCAGUGCUUUCUUUGUUUCAUGUCUUGGGAUGUAUAUGACUUAACUAUGACUAUUUUCUUCUAAAUUUUGUUCUUCAAGUUUCUUCCGUUUGACUAUGAUUACUAGUUUUCUUGUAAUUUUCUCCUACUAAUAUUUAAGUCCUAGUAUUUUAAGUUAUUUUAGUCCCUCCUAUUAUAGUUAUUUAGUCCUAGUAUUUUAGUUAUUUUACUCGUAGUAUUUUAGUUGUGACUUCAAGGCUCCUGCUAAUGAAGUUUUUAUUUCUUCUUCCAACUAUGGUUAUAUGUUCCAAGUAACAUAGCAAUUAGUUCUCCAUCCAUUUAUUUGGUUCUUACAUACCUUACUUUGGGGGGUUAAUUUGUUUUUUUUCUAUCUUGGAUGUUUGCUGGGGGGACUUGCCCAAGAAAGGUGAUAUGGAUGAAUCAAUUGAUGUAAAUGAUGCUCUCACACAUGCUUCCAACCCAGAUAACAACAUAAGGUCAAUAGGAGAAGACAUGCUAAAGCGGCUCCAAAAUCGUGAUCUUCCCAACUUUCUGCUAUAUUUAUCAUCUGAGCUCGUGAGGGAGGGGAUUCCAGAAGAGUCUAGGGUACUUGCUGCCAUCACCCUUAAGAACUCCUUGGACUCGAAGGAUCCUGCACUCAAGGAUGCACACAAGGAUCUAAUUUGUCUAAAAUGGCUCAGCGUGGAUAAAUCUAUCCGAUUAGAGAUUAAGAAUAACUUGCUCAUGACACUAGAAAUUGAUUCAAGGCCAUCUCAUUCAAGGCACCCCUCGUCAAAAGUUAUUGCAGAAGUUAUUGCGAGGGUUGCAUGCAUGGAGAUACCCCGGAAUCAGUGGCUGGACCUUGUUGGUAAAUUAAUGGACAACAUGGCAAGUUUAUCUUCUUCCCUAAAGCAAGCAACUCUAGAGGUGCUCCAGUAUAUCUUCAAGGCAAAGAUCCCUAACGUUGUCAAGCGGGAUCAAGUGGAUGAUGUUAUUGCUAGUGUCAUCAGUGCACUGAACGACGAGGUGCUAGGUUCUCAAGUCCAUCUGGCAGCCCUUAAAGCUUUACACAACAUUUUUGAGUUUACUAAGUUUGAAGGCCAUGAUUGGAGAGGUGCUAUAGAGGCAGUUUUUGCUGUGGCUUAUAGAACAUCUGGAACAGAGAUCCCAGAGGCAGCAUUUGAGUGCCUCGUUGCAAUUGCAUCCACUUGUCAUACCAAAUUCGAACCCGACGUAGAAGUGCUGAUGCGUAUUACAAUGCAAGCUUUGAAUGGAGAUGUGGAAUCACUUAAAGUCCAAUGUAUCAAGUUGUGGAUCACUAUUUGCGAAAAAGAGAUUGAUUGGCUAGAAGAAGAAGAAGAAGAAGAAGAAGAAGAAGAAGAAGAAGAAGAAGAAGAAGAAAAAGAAGAUAAAGAUGAAUCUUACUUUACUGGUCUUCUCUAUUCAUUGGUCCCACUUCUCCUACAAACUUACUUAAAUGAAGAAGAGAGGGAUUUAGAACAAAUGGACAUUUGGAAACAGGGAGAUGAAGAUGAGGGAGAUGGAAACAUUUCUCUGACCGGGGAACAAGAAGAAGAGGGAGAUGAAAAUGUGGAACAAAAGGGAGUAAACCUUGAAGACAAUUGGGAACAAGAGGAAGAUGAGACUUUACAAGUCAUUUCCAUGACAUGCCUAGGCCUUGCAGCUAGAAUUCUGAAGGGUGGAGUUGUCCCCACUGUGAUGCAUUUUGUUGAGGAGAACAUGAAUGGGCCACAUAAGAUAGCUGCAUUGUCUCCAUUAGGUUUUAUCCUCGAAGGUCCCUCAGUCAAGCAGCUUGCUCCUCUAGUUGAUUUAUUGCUUGCCUUGAUGGAAUAUCAGGCGGAAGGUGUAAGAGGCAGGGCUGCAUGGACUCUUGGGCGGCUGUUUGAGCUUGUGGAUGCACAUAGAAUCAUGAGAAAUGAGGUGGUGUCCCUGGAUAGGAUCAUGGAGCUCUUGAUAGAGAGGAGCUGUGAUGUCCCUCAAGUGUCCAUUGAAGUGCAUGGAGCUCUAUAUUUUCUUGCACGAGGUUAUGGAGAAGAUGCAAAGUCAGGGUCAAAGUCAAAUUCAUGUGAGCUUUCACCUUUUGUUAAGCCUCUUAUUGAUGCUCUCAUGCGUGCUUCCGAUCUGGCUAGGGAGACCCCUUUUAGUUUCCUAGCAUCUCCUUAUAAAGCAUUGAGUGAGAUUGUGGAAGUUAGUGACACCCGGGACUUACAAGUUUGGGAGGCUCUUAUGGGCUUGAUGUCUCAUAUCAUGAGGAGAUUCAACAUUGUGCUUCAUGGUCAUGGUGCAAUUUCAUCUCUUCAGAGGAAGAACCAACUUGAGGUCUUGUUGUGUGGUCUAGUUGAAGUCUUAAUCCACAAGCUUGGAGAUACACUUGAGGGGUCUGCUAAAUGUUUGUUGCUGUUAUUGUGCCCUCUCUUAACCCGUGAGAGUACAAGUGCACGUAAUGGAGCAGCCCUUGCCAUUGGUGCUCUUGCUCAUGCCAUUGGUGCUGAUUUUGGACAACACAUGCCUAUGGUGCUACAAUAUUUCAGUGUGAAGCGACUCUCUCCACUUUAUUUAGAAGUUAUAUGUGAUAUAUGCCAUGUCUUGGGAAAAGAGGGAAAAGAGGAAGAAGUUGUGCCGUGCUUUGAUCAUAUUAUGGAAGUUCUGUAUCAAGGUAUGGUAGAAUUGACACUUCAACCUCUAAUUCUAUCAAGCAUUGGACAGAUUGCUCUUUCUCUUGGUGAGAAGUUUGAGAAGUACCUGCCUCCAGUUAUGGAAAAGCUUUUAGUUAUGGAAAAGGCUGUUCAACUCGAUCAGGAUCCUCAUGAGGAUCAUAGUAACAAGGUUAGAGAGGCAAUAUGUAAGGCCUACCAUGGCAUAAUAAGGGGAAUAAGUGAUGCAAAGUCUGGAUUCAAGGUAGGAAUGGCUCUACUUGAAUUCAGUGAACAGGAGAGAAAGAGAAGGGAGAGAAGGACCGUGACAGCAAGGGACGAAAGGAUCAUGACAGCACUAGUUGAUGCCUUGUCUCAGCUUCCUCCUAGAGUGGGCGUUUGGUCAGAGGCGUUUAUUCUAUCGGUGCAGCAAGCAAAUAUUUAUUAGGAGAGGAAAGGAAGCUGUGCUUUAUUUUGGUCCAGACAACUAAAGUGUGUCGGUUGACUGCUUUAUUAUUUUGAAUGAACUGAAGUGUGUGGGCUGUGGGUUGUCUGUUGUAAACUUCAUUUAUCCUAUAAUUAAUUAGAGUUAAGAUUAACACAGUACGUUCACUGCUAGCUUAGAUCAUCUGGUGUAGCCUCCUGUGGCAUUAGCCCAUGAUGAAGUGGUUCUUGCAUGCGACUUACAGCAUGUGAUUAUUGGAUCUUCAGUUUAUGGACACUGAGGAUACAUGUGCAACUGUAUGAUGUUUAAAAUAUUGUCACAUAUGUUUGCCAGAA